Ectocarpus siliculosus is the source of this 2259-nucleotide messenger RNA. The record is from the annotation of a GenBank genome assembly. NCBI's taxonomy places the organism in Eukaryota, Phaeophyceae, Ectocarpales, Ectocarpaceae.
AUGGCGGAGGCGAUCGUGGAAUGCGUCACCACCCGAGGGUACACCGUAACAAGCUUUGGGGUGACGGCGGCGGUGCCAGCGUGCCUGGCGGUGCGGAACGCGGCGUUUCUGGAGGCGGGCUUGGGCGGCUGCGACCUCUCACCCAAGCCUUCGCACCAGCAGCAGCAGUCCUCUCCGGAUGAACCCGAGCCGCCCGCCGCCGCCACGCCGCCGCCAGCGCCGACGAGGGCGGGUCAAAUCUCCAGACAGGCCGUCGUGCCCGUCAAGGAGGCGCUCAAGAUCGGGCUGGCUCACGUGCUGAAGGCCCACCUCCAAACCAGACAGGAGGAGGCGGCGGCAGUGGCGGCAGUGACGGCGGCAGUAGUGACGGUCGACCACCAGGACUCUGACUUCAUGGUGGAGGUAACCGCGAGGGCGCCCGAAGCCGACGCGCACGCGGCGACCGCCCUUUUGGGAGGCCCGGCUCCGUCCCGCUCGGGCGCCGGCAAGCCGCCGCGCGGCUGGCCCGCGGGGGGAGGGAGGUGGGCGAAGAAGCGCCAGCGGCGGGAGCAGCAGCGUAACCCGGGGCUGACCGUCGGCGCGGUUAAGAAGGGCCUCAACGAGAUGGACGACGCGGGCAGGGAGCGCAUGAGGCGCUGGGUACAGGGGCUAAUAGAAGAGAGGAGGACGGGCGGGGGGAUAGAGGAGGGGAUAGAGGAAGAACCGGUGGCCAGCAUUGGCGGAGCCACCAGAGCAGGAGAUAGCAGUAGCGGGGGGGGCGCGGUUGAAGUAGUCGGUGGUGGAGAUGGUGUCGUCGACGCCGAGCCGAAAGACUCUACGGGCCAGGCGGUAGACGGUGUGACCCCCGUGAGCGGGACUGUUGCGGGUGGUGAUGCGAGGGAGGGAUCACCCGCUGCGAUACCUGCGGAGGCGCCGGUGGUUCGAGCUGCGGGACCGCCACCACCCUCCGCCACACCAAGCGACGCCAGUACCCACCCGACCAGCGCCGGCGCGGAGGCGCUCUGCGAGGUCGCCAUCCGGCGGAAGCCGAUCCACUUCUGGGGCCGGUACACCAAGCUCUCCCGGAGCGUCCCGCAGACGCCGUGGUUCAAAGGUUUCUACUCCGUGCAGGAGGCGGUCUCCGAACCGUUCCAGGCGUUCUCCGGGUGCGUGGAAGGGCUCCUGCACGGGGCCGGCCGGGAGGACGUCGACGUCCGGAUGCUCGGAAAGGGCCGCCCGUUCUGCCUGGAGCUGGUGGACUCCCUCCGGUCCGUCGACGAGAUCGCGGCGCGCUUGCCGUCCCUGGCCGACGCGGUUAACACCGCGGGGGGCGUCAAGAACGCCGGCGGCGGGGUCGCGGUGUCCAGGCUCCAGGUGUCCGGCCCCGGGGAGCUCCCGAGCGACGUCCAGGCCGUCGGCGAGGGGAAGCGGAAGCACUACCGGUGCGUGGUGUGGGUGUCGAGGCCGGUGGGGAAGGAGGAGCUGGUGAAGGCGCUGUGCGAGGACGCGCCGGAGGAGCUGGUGGUGCAGCAGGCCACGCCCAUCCGCGUGCUGCACCGCAGGACGCUGCUCGACAGGCCUAGAUCGAUCUUCGGCAUGCGCGCGGAGUGGAUCAACGAGCACUUUUUUCAGCUGGAGCUCGCCACGUCCGCCGGCACCUACAUCAAGGAGUUCGUGCACGGGGAUCUCGGGCGAACCGUCCCCUCAAUCGGAAGCCUCCUCGACUGCCGGGCGGACAUCCUCCAGCUUGACGUUACGAACGUCGAAGACAGAUGGAGCGCAGCGGAGGAUGUCUAGAAGACGAGGGAUAGAGGGCCACGGCGGUUUGAAAGCAUCGCCUUGUUCGGCCGAGAGGGUGGAGGAACACAACCUUUCGCCGUAGGGGAGAAACGAGGAAAGCAUCCUGGCAGAUGGUUUGGCAAGCGUCGCAGUGUUCACUGACCGACGGCAACGACAGCUGUGCGUGUCAAUAGGAGGCGGACGCUCGUGUGCUCCGCGUGGUUAGCGGAGUUCCCUCCCCGCAGCGUGAUUGGCUACAGAUAGAAUGAUGGCUUGGCGCAGUCUAGUUUCAGCAACGAAAAGGGCCAAGCGUAUUGUUUGUAGUGGGGAACGCUGAGGGCCAACUGCUGUCUGGGGGUUCUGCGGCACCGCCAGCAGGUGUGUCGAAGGGUAGACGAUGCUGCGACAGGAUCGUUCCCAAAGAUCAAACUACUCCACGCAAUUGCCGAAAGUCGUUAAGGCGUGCGGUACACCGUGGCUAGCGCCCGCGUAGACCACCGU